Thamnophis sirtalis is the source of this 1592-nucleotide messenger RNA. RefSeq names its product sushi domain containing 3 (gene SUSD3). Lineage: Eukaryota; Metazoa; Chordata; Lepidosauria; Squamata; Natricidae. The record is from RefSeq and is a predicted model, not a curated record. Gene Ontology annotation, cellular component: plasma membrane.
CCCCCUCCCCCUGCGGCUCGGAAGCCCCGAGGGCCCCGGAGCCAUGCAAGCAGCCACCGCCUCCAUCCUCGACGUGUCGAGAACGGUGGUGAUCCGCGAGGAGGGAACCCAACGGCGAAACGAAUCCGCGGGACAGUGCAGCCAGAUAUUUCCUCCUCAUUUUGGCUCAUCACAGAUAAUCUACGGAAAUGGUACCACUAUUGGCUCUGUAAUUACAUUUCAUUGUUCUGAAGAGCAUCAGCUGAUUGGUCACGGAGUUGUGACAUGCAUUUGGAAAGAAAAUGCUACACAAUGGACAGCUGACACUCCUUCAUGUAUGCCCAUCUCCAAAUAUGAUACCUUUGGAUUUAAAGUUGCUGUGAUUUCUUCCAUUGUGAGCUGUGCCAUUAUUCUCCUGAUGUCGAUGGCUUUUGUCACCUGUUGUCUUAUCAACUGUAUUAAGAAAAGUGAAAGAAGAAGGGCUCAAAGGGAUAUGCAGUUCUGGUACCAGCUGAGAAGUGAAGAGCUAGAAAACAUGCAAACAGCUUACUUUGGUUUGAAAGGCAGGAAUAACAACAACAACAACAAAAAUAUUAAAAUCCAGGCAGAAUCUGAUGAUGGUAGUAAUGUGGUGUAUGACAACCAAGGCUUCUGCAGCUUCAAAGAGGAUUGGAUUAGAGACAUGGCACAAACACGCUGUUCUGGAGAAUACGACUUACAAAAUAAAUCAGCUAGAACUAGUAAUGCACUUGGUAAACAUUUGGUCCCUGGACAUAAUGGUGGUGUACAGAGGAUCCAUACAGUACAUGCAGCAGCCGUCUACGGGCAGGAUAAAGAUAUACUUGGAAAACUGCAUACUCACUUACCUGGAUAAACAGCCUCAACUGUUAAAAGGACCAAAGGAAAUUGUGAAUACACAUGCUUACUGAAUGUGCCUUAAAAACAACAUUAAAAUAAAUGUCUGUCUCUUAUAUAUCUGUUGCGGUAAAUGUCUGACUAUAGCUAUAAUUUAGCAAAUUGCCCAAAAUAUGGAAAACUAAAUUCAGUUUCACAAAAAAGCAAAAUAAAAUGCAUUUUUGACAUUUACCAGGGCAGCGCAUGCUUAAAAAACAAUUAGGAAGAAAUUACUUGGAUUUGCACAAGCACAGCACCCCCUUUCAUUAAAGAAGCACAAUUUUAUUCCAUGUGAGCUUCAGUAAAAGGCUGCUGGUGCUUUAAUGAAUGUGACAGAGGCUGUACUCUGUUCCAAGGCACUUUGGAAUUAUUUUUAAUGUUUGUCCAUACCUGCAAUUUCAUAUCAAGCUACCAUUUCGACACUUUGCUUAAAAAAUUAAAAAGGGAUGACAUCAAGGAAGGAAUUGUAUGUUGUUUUAAUAUGUGCUUCAAUGUUGGAUCUUAACAGUUUGUACCUUUUCUGCAUGUGACCAUCCUGAUGAUAGUGAGGAUGAAUUCUAACUGCAAAUUUAGUUUACCUUCUCUUUAUAUAUAUAUCAAAAAAGAAAAAUGUAUUUUUUCACAAGAAGAUGAAAUUAAAAUAAAUAAAUAUAUAUUUUAAUGAGAAAUUGGUCAAGCAAACAUGUUGGUUCAGUGUCCAGGUUGCAUUAUAAUCUUCU